AUGAUGAAAUCUAAGGAGUUUCCUAAAAACUUUCUUUUCGGCAGCCGUGAAGAUUACAUCCUCAAAACACAACUUGAAAGCAUAUCUGCCCAGAGAGAAGGAAACGUGGAAUUCACCGCCCAGAAUACUCAGUCGAUGCAUUCCACCUUAGCCCCUCCAAAUACUCCUUGGUCCCCCGAAGGCGCAUCUCAAGAUCACCAAGACUCACACAAUUGUCCAGAAACCCGUCAGAAUAUUGAGAAUGGACAUCAUUCAAGUAUCAAGUCCCAAUCUAGAAUGGCUUCAUUCUCGGAAGAAAGUUUUGAACACUGGAAAACGAUCGCCAUCAUCUCUCAGAAAGAGAACGGGAACCUGAAGUCUCAGCUUAUCGAAGUCAAGGCCCAAAACACAAAUUUAAUCGAUGCACGGAACCGACGAGAAAUCAGCAAAGGUUCAACUGAGACCAUUUGGUACGCCCUUCUACAGCAAAAUUGGCAACAAGUUCAACGAAUCAAAGAGUUGGAGAAAGAUGCAAGCUUCAGAAAUCUGGGCGGGCAGCUUGAAGUUCGACUGAGUUCCAAACAAAUCGAUUCAUUCAUGGAAAAAAUGAGACUGGCCUUGGAGUCCAUAAUGCACAAGAACGGUAUCAUCCUACGCACCAAUAUGGAUAUUAGAGACAUCAAUACUGAUCUCCAGCAUCUUUUCCAUCUUUUAUAUGGUGCCGAAUCGAAUUUACGAAUUGAGAAACUCAUGAAGAAUCUAGAUCCACAGCUCUUGCUUCGUGGUCUCGCAUUGGCAGCGGUGAAGCAGUGGGUUUUCAUGACAGACUUUCCAGUAUUCAAGGAAAAUCGCUUGUCAUUGGCGCAAAUGAAAGUUGUCUCACAAAAAGGUGACUGGAAAUGUGCUCGCAAACUUGCACUGGAGAGCUACAUUAGUAUAAUACGGGAUCCCUCUUUUUCGGAGAAUGACUUGCGCGAGGAAACACAGAAUCUUGUAUCGAGAUUUUCCAAGGCCAUUGCUCCUCUUUGCAAACCUCCACAUAAUUCUGAAAAAAUUCUCAGUAAUAUAUGGGUCGAUUCAGAAGGCACAGUCGGAACGUUGUUUAUAACAGCCUUGACGUUCAAGGCGAGUACUGUUGCCACUGGACAGCAGUAUGAACUUGUUGUAUACCCACCAGGAACGGCAACAAGUGAAGCUAUGCCGGUUUCUAAAGGCAUUGUUGCAUCCGAACAACCGGGAAAAGACUUGACUUGCGAAGUUUGGAGACAUGCUUCUCUAUUUGUUUAUGAAACAGAGACUGCUUCAAAAUGGAAUGAUCCUGCGGGUAUGAUGAACAAACCAAACAAUUUCAUUAUCCAUGAAGCGGGAGUGCGCGAGAAGAAAUCUUGCCUCACAAGUGAACUAGUAGUUUCAAAGAAAUUCGACGAGAUCCGUUGUGAUGCCAAUGAAGAAAUCAUUUUACGAUCGAAAACUGGACUCGGGAAAAAAGAAAAAGCCAAAAAAGAUGUAAAGGGCCAUCAGAUCACUGCAAAAGUGGGUGAUGCGGCAAAUAUUAGGAACUUCUCCACGAAAAAUGGAUUGCAGCGGGGUAUUGGACCAUCAAUAAUUGACCAAACAGGUAGAUAUUCUCAGGAAUCACCAAAGAAGUGCGGUGAGACGCCUAGAGAUUCAUCAUCUCAUUGCUCGACCUGCUUGAACUUGUACCCAGAAGCAAUCCUCGAAGAGCACCUGAAGAAAAGACCUGUAUGGUGUCAAUCUCCUUGCUCUAUAUGCAGUGAGAAAUAUACUCGAAUGUCGGACAUUGCUAAGCAUAAACAACACCAAAAGAAUCAAAGAUUCGAUGCAGAAUUCAGCGGUACCAAAAAGAUAAAAGCAUCUCCCCUUGAAUUUUUAGUAGAAGUCGCAAAAAAGAAAAUUGAUGCCGAUCGGGUGACAACAGUUGCGAAAGCAGGAUUGCCACAAAAGACGUCUGGUAAAUCGAGACAAAGAUCCAACAGGAGAUCAACGCGGCUGAAUGGACAAGAAGGCGGAGUUGUUGAAGUAGAAGAUGAAGUGCCACCCGAAGUGAUGGACGACAGUUCUCCCAAGACGAGUUGCAAAGUUCCUCUUGACGUGGAAGCUGAGGAUCUCUGCGACACCUCUGCAGUCGACGAAACUGAAACAAGACCAGUGAUACCGGAGUUUCCAAGUUGUGAAAAGUGUGGGGCGACGUUGACAUCUCGUGAGGGCGUCGUCAGACACCAAAGAAUGAAAGUUUGUAAGGCGUGCCCUGCCUGUGGAAAUUGGUUUGGCCGCAAGCAGUUGCUCAGACAUAGUUGCAACCAACAAAAAAACGUAAAUCCAGACUGCGACAAAACGGCCAUUACUGAGCCCCAUGGGCUUGGUGGGGAUGAAAUAUCUGCUGCAGCUACGCAGGCUAGUCGUCAAUCGUCAGAAGAUCCGGAAACAGAGAGCCUGAAAAUAUCAAAUGACGAUUGCCAUGAGUUACAAGUAGAUGCAAUUUGUAGCCAAACAAGCUCUCUUCUCUCCGAGUUUGAAAAGUCUCCUGUCCUUGCAAUAACUCCGGCACGAGAUCCACCAAAGCGACCAAGGCUCCAUAGUGACCAAGAUACAGAAGAGCUGCAGGCACAGAAGGAUAUUUUUGGUUCUGGAGAAACCGAAGACAUGCGGUCAACUAAAUUGCGUCGAUUGGAUGCCACGCAUGAAGCGGCUACAAUGACAAACCUCCCAAGUUUCUCCGAUCAGAAAACACUCGAAUUCAAUGGCCAUCAUGUACAAGCACCGAUUCCUUCUCCAUCUACCACUUUCGAGUUUGAAAAAUGGCAGACUGUUACUCCCAUGGAAUCCGAUGAGCGGGGAUCGGGAUCGGAUUUUAAAAGUCUCAACUUUGACAACUCUGCAGGCCCUCGGAACGCCUGGGAUUUUCGAAGCGAUUAUAUUGCCUUCGAUUCUCAUCACGAUACUUUCUUGGGUUCACUGGAAGAUUGCCAAAAUCCUUUCAGCAUCCCUCAGGACUUCCACAAUAACGAUCUUGUGCCUUCCUCAAGGUCAGCAGUGUGUGUGAACGGGUCUCGAGCUCUCAAUUUUCCUGCCCAGCCCCUUGCUUAUGAAAAUCAUCACACCGUACCGAGAAGACAGCCCCAGGGAUCAACACACCCGGCGGUAUACAAUGUGACAAGAGAGGGAGAUUUUGGUAAUCCUCAGCAAAAGUCUGGUAACGCUAUUGCCGAUAUUCUUAAUGCCGACCUUUUGAAUGCCGAGGGAAUCAGCUAUAAUUAUUGA
Messenger RNA from Botrytis byssoidea, 3261 nucleotides. RefSeq lists its product as uncharacterized. Lineage: Eukaryota; Fungi; Ascomycota; Leotiomycetes; Helotiales; Sclerotiniaceae. Bases 1 to 3261 code for a protein of 1086 amino acids. The record is from RefSeq and is a predicted model, not a curated record. The transcript has 6 exons.